Molecule: messenger RNA, 1435 nt
Organism: Eufriesea mexicana
Lineage: Eukaryota; Metazoa; Arthropoda; Insecta; Hymenoptera; Apidae
Gene: Qbp-1
Product: Queen brain-selective protein-1
Exons: 4
Coding region: 115-510 (131 amino acids)
Source: RefSeq, a predicted model, not a curated record
GUCUCCGCGUAAUCAUAUUUUCUUCUUCCAGUAAAGAGAAAACCAUAACUGUUAUUUAAUUCUACGGAAGUAGAAACACUUGGAAGAAUAUAUAAUUAGGAUCUACAAAACGAAAUGUUUGCCAUACAAACUAUCCGCACAACCAUUGUACUGCUUACCAUUGUUCUUCUGCUCGACAAAUGUUCCGGUUAUCCAUCGAUACGGGAAAAACAGGGGAUAGCAUUUUAUUGCACGGGAUGCGGUGAUUUUUGUCACAAAUGUGAAUAUGGUACCGUUAUAUCGAAUGCUUGCGGUAUUCGGCAAUGUGCAAAGGGACCCGAUGAAUCGUGUGGAGGACCGAGGGAACUUUACGGCAUUUGCGGCGAAGGCAUGCGUUGCAACUGUAACAAAUGCGUGGGUUGUAGUUUAGAAAAAUUGAACUGCUCCGUAGACCAAGACCCUUGUUUACCGCAUAAAAGCUCAGAAUCACGCGAUAUGAAUAGAUUUGAAAGAUGGUCUACUGCCAUGUAAAUUGAUAAUUAUCUAUCGUUAAUCGGACGGUUACUUGCCUAUAUAAGCGAACAACUGAAAUCUUUUCAAAUUUGACAAAUGAACCAGUGGAGAAUUAAACGCAUAACACUUUUACCGAUUUUACCAAUAUUAUUAGAUACACGCGUAAGAUGACAAAGGAGUAUAUACGGUAACGAUAAAGAUGAUUUUAAACGUCGAACAAUAAUGCGAAGAUUAAGUGACAAAUGCGAAGAUGAACAAACCAAGUAUCGACAUUUGUAAUUUCGUAUGUAAUCAUCAAGGGUAGGAAAGGGAAAGGAAAAAGCAAAGAAGCAGGUAAAACCAAAGGGGAGGCGAAUUAAAGAGAGUGAGAGAUUGAGUGAAUGAGCAACUGAAUGACUGAUUGUGAGUAACACACAGAGCGGGGAGGGAAAUGUAUACCGGAAACAAGAGAAGAAGAAUGUGGAAAAAGUUAGGCGAAUGCAUGACGGAGACGGAGAGAAAAGGCGAUUAUAGAUAGUGAGACAUUUACAAGGUUCUACUUCUACUACUGUUACUGAUUUCUUUCUCUUUCGAUUAAAUUACGUUUAUUUGCAACAGUUUAUUUGAAACAGUGCUUAAGAUAUAUUUAAAUUAUCCUAAAUGUUGGUUUGCGUACGUACAUGGUUAGCACAUUAUUCAUAACAGUUGAUAAAGGUUAAGCGAGGAAAAAGAGAACAACGUUAAGCGCCGGUUUUGCCAUUUUACUGUAAAAUUAACGGAACAAGAGGAAAGGAAGAAGAAAAAACUAAGCAGAAGCGAGAGGAACGGGGAGGGGGGAUUUUAAUUAGAUACAUUCGUUUUUAUUGUUCGUAAAUAUGUUCGACUGGUAAAUUUGCGUAUAUUAUUAAAACAAGCGAGAACGUUAAAGUGUUAUGAAUACAAAUAUUAUGAUUUUAAACGAAAU